AAAUAGCAAAAUUGCGUGAAAACUGAAGAGAAAGAGAGAGAGAGAGAUCAGUGGUUAGAGGGCAGAGAGUUGAAUCAUCGAAUUUUUUUUUUUUAAUUUUCGGUCCCGUCGAAAUUGGGUUCUCUCGCUUUGCUCAUCAAGAUCUACCUUUCAUUUCUACCGAAAAUUCCGGGUUUCUGGAGAGAGAAACAAAAACAAAUUUCAUCUAUUUGUUUUUUUGUUAAUUUUCUUUUGAACGUUGGGAUCGGAGGGAAAAUAAAGGGGAUCUAUUAAUUUUUGGAGGGACUUUCCUUUUCUUUUUUAAAUUUUGGUGUAAUAAUUUGGAUUUUGCGGGAACUUUUUGUUAAAGAAAAUUGGACUUAGUUUUUAUGCAAUCUGGUGGUGGUGGAGGAGGUGGGCCCAGCCGGAACCCUGGGGUGGUUCCGGUUGGGCGGACCGUGUCCACAUCUUCUGCUGCUUCGCCCACUUCCUCGUCAUCGGCCGUUUCAGCCCCUCACUUCGGGUUUGAUUCGGCGCAACAGCAGCAGCAAAUCGCUUCUAGGCAGUCAUUACAACAACAGCUAUUUAAAAAACCUGAAGGAAGUGAUGCCAUCCUAACAUAUCAAGUCAGUGGUCUUCAAGGUAUGAUGGGUGGAAGCAAUUUUCCUUCAUCUCCAGGCUCCAUGCAAUCACCUCAACAAUCCAAGAAGUUCUUUGAUCUGGCUCAACAACAUGCUUCUUCCCAGGAUAGCCUGCAUAGGAGUCAAGCUGUUGAGCAGCAAAUGCUGAAUCCUGCUCAGCAAGCUUAUUAUCAGUAUGCUUACCACAUUGCUCAGCAACAGCAGACGCUUUUAGCACAUCAGCAAGCUAAACAGGCUCAGGCAUCAUCCUCUAAGAACACAUCUGAGAAGUUUGGUCGUGUUGAAAAGCAGAUGGAGCAAGGAGCGGUGUCAGCUUCUGAGCACAGAAAUGAGUUCAAGGCACCUGCUCAGGCGCCAGUUAGUAAAAAAUCGAUGCCUGUAAAUGUUUUAAGGGCAAUGCAGGCCCAACAAGCUCAGCAAACUGUUCAAAACACAGGAAACAAUCAACUUGGUAUGGCUGCACAGCUGCAGGCAUGGGCACUUGAGCGCAAUAUUGACCUGUCGCAACCAGAAAAUGCCAACUUGAUGGCUCAGCUACUCAUGCAGUCUAAGAUGGCUUCCCAGCAAAAAGCAAAUGAAAGUAGCAUGGCUUCUCAUUCAUCACCUAUGCAUUUAUCCAAGCAGCAGGUCUCUUCUCCAUCAGUUCCAAGUGAGAGUUCUCUCCGUGGUAAUUCAUCUAAUGAUAUAUCUGCCCAGUCUGGCCCUGCAAAAACCAGACAGACAAGUAUACCGGGCCCUCUUUGCUCAACUUCCACCUCUGGGGUGGUUAACAAUGCUAACAACAUUGGAAUGCAACAGUUGGCUAUUCAUGGCCGAGAUAAUCAAGUGCCUCUGAGGCAGACAGUUUUGCAUGGAAAUGGGAUGCCUCUUAUGCAUCCUCCACAGUCAUCUGCAAAUAUUAGCCAGAGUGCCGAUCCAUCUUUGCUGACAAAAAAAUCAUUAGGUGGAACUGAAACACCGCAAACACAAUGUAUCAAACAAUUAAAUCGAUCUUCUCCACUGCCUGCUACUCCUAAUAAUGAUGGAGGAUCAGUUACCAACUCACUGUCACAAGGGGGAGUAGCUACCAAGAUCCCCCAGCAACAUUCUGGUUUCACUAAACAACAACUUCAUGUUCUCAAAGCACAAAUACUAGCAUUUAGGCGCAUUAAGAAAGGAGAACGUACACUUCCACUGGAACUUCUUCAAGCCAUUGUUCCCCCACCACUUGAGCUGCAGCAGCUCCAAUUUCCUCCUGUAGGUGGAAAUAUUCAGGACAGAAAUGGUGGAAAGAGUAUAGAAGAUCAAGUGAAUCAUUUGGAGUCUAAGGAGAAAGUUUUGCAGGCCGGGCCAUCUACCAAUGGACAGAAUGCUACUAAAGAGGAAGCUUAUGGUGGAGAUGAUAAAGCAACUACAUCAAUAGCUCAAAUGCAAGGCGUGUCAACCACUGCCAAGGGAUUUUCUUCUAUUUUACCUUCUGGAAAAGACGAACUGCAAAGUGCCGUGUUUCCUGCAAAGUCUGAUCAAGAAGUAGAACGUGGUCUUCCAAAAACAGCAGUCGCUAGUGAUUUUAGUGCAGAGAGAGGAAAGACUGUUGCACCAGAAGUUGCUGCAUCUGACGGAGGGCAAAUUAAGAAACCUGCACAAGUAAACUCUGCUCCCCAGCCGAAAGACCUUGGCUCUGCCAGAAUGUAUCAUGGACCAUUAUUUGAUUUCCCCUUCUUCACUAGGAAACACAAUUCAUAUGGCUCAGCUAUGCCUAACGGAAACAAUAAUCUGACUUUGGCAUAUGAUAUCAAAGAUCUUCUCUUUGAGGAAGGGAUUGAAGUCCUUAGCAAGAAACGAUCAGAAAGUUUAAGGAAAAUUGGUGGCUUAUUAGCAGUAAAUUUGGAAAGGAAAAGGAUUAGGCCAGAUCUUGUUCUGCGACUGCAAAUUGAAGAAAAAAAGCUCCGACUUAUAGAUCUGCAGGCACGUUUAAGAGAUGAAGUUGACCAGCAGCAACAAGAGAUAAUGGCGAUGCCUGACAGACCAUACAGAAAAUUUGUCCGCUUGUGUGAGCGUCAGCGUAUGGAGUUGGCCAGACAAGUACAAACCACUCAGAAGGUCCUUAGAGAGAAACAAUUGAAAUCCAUCUUUCAGUGGCGUAAGAAGCUCUUGGAGGCUCACUGGGCCAUCCGUGAUGCACGAACUGCUCGUAACAGGGGAGUUGCCAAGUACCAUGAGAAAAUGGUACGGGAGUUUUCAAAGAGAAAAGAUGAUGAUAGGAAUAAAAGGAUGGAGGCCUUACAGAAUAAUGAUGUCGAAAGGUACAGAGAGAUGUUGAUUGAGCAGCAGACAAGUACAACUGGUGAUGCUGCUGAGAGAUAUGAAGUUCUUUCAUCAUUUCUGACGCAGACUGAAGAGUAUCUUCACAAAUUGGGAAGUAAGAUAACUAUAGCCAAGAAUCAGCAGGAAGUGGAGGAGGCAGCAAAUGCUGCCGCUGUCGCUGCACGGUUGCAGGGUCUAUCAGAAGAAGAAGUUAGGGUUGCAGCAGCUUGUGCUGGAGAGGAAGUAAUGAUAAGAAAUCAGUUUAUGGAAAUGAAUGCACCCAAGGAUGGUUCAUCUGUUAGCAAGUACUAUAAUCUUGCUCAUGCGGUGAAUGAAAGAGUCAUAAAGCAACCAUCAAUGCUACGAGCUGGAACAUUACGAGACUAUCAGCUUGUUGGUUUGCAAUGGAUGCUUUCUUUGUAUAAUAAUAAACUAAAUGGUAUCUUGGCGGAUGAGAUGGGUCUUGGGAAGACUGUUCAGGUUAUGGCAUUGAUUGCUUAUUUGAUGGAAUUCAAAGGAAACUAUGGUCCACAUCUUAUAAUUGUCCCAAAUGCUGUUCUGGUAAAUUGGAAGAGUGAGCUCCAUAACUGGCUGCCGUCUUUGUCAUGCAUCUAUUAUGUUGGAGGAAAAGAUCAGCGUUCAAGAUUAUUUUCUCAAGAGGUUCUGGCAAUGAAAUUUAAUGUCCUCGUGACAACUUACGAAUUCAUCAUGUAUGAUCGGUCAAAACUUUCUAAAAUUGAUUGGAAGUACAUCAUAAUUGAUGAAGCACAGCGGAUGAAGGACAGAGAAUCUGUUUUAGCUCGUGAUCUUGAUAGAUACCGCUGCCAAAGGCGGUUACUUCUUACUGGGACUCCAUUACAGAAUGACUUGAAAGAACUCUGGUCACUGUUAAAUCUUCUCCUUCCUGAAGUUUUUGACAAUCGCAAGUCAUUUCAUGAUUGGUUUUCACAACCAUUUCAAAAGGAAGGCCCUACGCAUAGUGCAGAGGAUGAUUGGCUUGAGACGGAGAAGAAGGUUAUCAUCAUCCACCGACUUCAUCAAAUUCUGGAGCCUUUUAUGCUUAGACGUCGUGUUGAAGAUGUGGAAGGAUCCCUUCCCCCAAAGGUCUCAAUAGUUUUAAAAUGCAGAAUGUCAGCUAUUCAAAGUGCCAUUUAUGAUUGGAUAAAGUCAACUGGGACUCUACGAGUUGAUCCUGAAGAUGAGAAGCUCAGGGUUCAAAAAAAUCCGCUAUACCAGGCUAGGGUGUACAAAAUUUUAAAUAACCGGUGUAUGGAGCUUCGGAAGACUUGCAAUCAUCCUUUGCUUAAUUACCCAUUUUUCAACGACUUAUCCAAAGAUUUCCUUAUAAAAUCUUGUGGGAAAUUGUGGAUACUAGACAGGAUCCUAAUAAAACUGCAGAGAACUGGGCAUCGUGUAUUACUCUUCAGUACCAUGACAAAGCUUCUGGAUAUCUUGGAGGAAUACUUGCAGUGGAGGAGGCUUGUCUACAGACGUAUUGAUGGAACAACUAGCUUGGAAGAUCGUGAAUCAGCUAUUGUUGACUUCAAUAGCCCUGACUCUGAAUCCUUUAUAUUCUUACUAAGCAUUCGUGCAGCUGGACGUGGUCUAAAUCUUCAAUCUGCUGACACUGUUGUUAUAUAUGAUCCUGAUCCAAAUCCUAAAAAUGAGGAACAAGCAGUAGCUAGGGCUCACCGAAUUGGUCAAACAAGGGAAGUCAAAGUCAUUUACAUGGAAGCAGUUGUUGACAAAAUUUCUAGUCAGCAAAAAGAGGAUGAACUAAGGAGUCGAGGUACGGUUGAUUUUGAGGACGAUUUUGCUGGUAAGGAUAGAUAUAUGGGAUCUAUUGAGAGCCUCAUAAGGAAUAACAUUCAGCAGUAUAAAAUUGACAUGGCCGAUGAAGUAAUUAAUGCUGGGCGUUUUGAUCAGAGAACGACACAUGAAGAGAGACGCAUGACUUUGGAAACAUUAUUGCAUGACGAGGAGAGGUAUCAAGAAACUGUCCAUGAUGUUCCUUCACUGCACCAGGUAAAUCGCAUGAUAGCAAGAAGUGAAGAAGAAGUUGAGUUGUUUGAUCAAAUGGAUGAAGAACUAGAUUGGAUAGAGGAGAUGACUUGCCAUGAACAAAUACCUAAGUGGCUUCGAACCAGUACAAAAGAAGUGAAUACUACUGUCGCUACUUUAUCAAAAAAGCCAUCAAAGAACAUUUUGUUUACUGCUGGUGUUGUUGGUGUCUCAAAUGAAACGGAAACAGAGAGAAAACGGGGGCGACCUAAGGGGAAAAAGCGUCUGAACUACAAGGAAAUAGAAGAUGCUAAUGGGGAAUACUCUGAGGCAAGUUCUGAUGAGAGAAAUGGCUAUUCUGCUAAUGAUGAAGAGGGUGAAACUGGUGAAUUUGAAGAAGAUGAAUUAAGUGGUGCCGUUGGUGCACCGCCUGGAAAUAAGGAACAGUCAGAAGAAGACGGACCACUUGGUGAUAAUGGUUAUGAGUAUGACCAGACUUCAGAACACAUUAGAAACAAUUGCAUGCUUGAAGAAGGUGGUUCUUCAGGAUCAUCAUUAGACAGUCGAAGACCAAUACAGAUGGUGUCUCCUGUUUCUCCUCAGAAAUUUGGAUCUCUUUCUGCAUUAGAUGCUAGGCCGAGUGCUGUUGCAAGAAGGCUGCAUGAUGAACUUGAGGAAGGCGAAAUUGCGAUAUCUGGAGAUUCUCACAUAGACCACCAGCAAUCUGAAAGUUGGAUUCAUGAUCAGGAGGAAGGUGAAGAUGAACAAGUUGUCCAGCCCAAGAUAAAACGAAAGCGUAGUAUCCGGGUUCGACCUCGUCAUACUAUGGAAAGGGCAAAGAAAUCUUUCACCGAACUGCCUCAUCUCCAACGUGGAGAAUCAUCUUUGUUUCCUUCGCAGCUGGAUCAUAAGUUCCAAUUACAACUUAGGAUUGAUACUGAAACAAACCCAACUCGUGAGCGUAAUGCUUUCAGGCAUGAUCCAAAUGAUUCAUCUUCUAAAACUAAGAGGAACUUACCUUCAAGAAAAAUAGCUAAUACAUCUAAGUUGCAUGCAUCACCCAAUUCUGGUAGAGUGAACAUGGCUAUUACUUCGGAAAAUGUUGGUGAACCCUCGAGAGAGAAUCGGGACAGUAAACUGGUUAAUACAAGUGGUUUGUUGAAUUUUGGGGUGAAGAUGUCUGAUGUCAUCCAAAGAAAGUGCAAAAAUGUGAUUAGCAAGCUUCAGAGGAGAAUAGAUAAGGAGGGCCAACAGAUUAUACCACUUUUAACAGAUUUGUGGAAGAGGGUUGAAAACUCGGGCUACAUGGGUGGAAGUGGGACUAAUCAUUUAGAUUUGCGGAAGAUUGAUCAGCGUGUUGACAGAUUAGAGUACAGUGGAGUUAUGGAACUUGUUUCGGAUGUACAGUUGGUACUAAAAAGUUGUAUGCAUUUUUAUGGGUUUUCAAAUGAGGUCAGAUCUGAAGUGAGGAAAGUACAUGAUCUGUUUUUUGACUUGUUGAAGAUUGCAUUUCCGGAUUCAGAUUUCGGAGAAGCUAGAAAUGCACUUGCUUUCUCUGGCCCGGUAUCUACCCCCGUGUCUGGUCCUUCUGCAAGACAGGUAGCGGUUAACAAGAGGCAGAAAUCGAUAAACGAGGUGGAGUCUGAUUCAAGCCUCACACAAAAGACAUUGCAGCGCAGAUCCACUCAUGCUGGUGAGGACACAAGGGUUAAAGUGCAUAUGCCCCAAAAGGAAUCAAGGCUUGGGAAAGGGAGCAGUAUUUCCAGGGAACAGUAUCAACAUAAUGAUAAUUCUCUUCUAACUCAUCCUGGGCAGCUGGUUAUUUGCAAGAAGAAGAGGAAGGAUAGGGAAAAGUCUACGGUAAAGCCUAGGAGUGGAUCGGUUGGCCCUGUUUCACCCCCGAGUAUAGGUCGCAACAUCAGGAGCCCAGGUGCAGGUUCAGUUUCCAAGGAUGCUAGACCGACCCAACAGACCACCCAUCAGCAAGGUUUGCUCAACCAGCCUGGUCACCCAUCAAACAGUUCUAGUGGUCUCGUUGGUUGGGCCAAUCCCGUGAAAAAAUUGAGAACUGACGCCGGUAAAAGGAGACCAAGCCUUCAAUGACAUUUUAUAGUACCUCAGGUAAAUUGACUGCAAUCACCGAGUUGUAUUUUAUGGCUCUUCAUGGCCUGUACAAUUGCAAUUAGAUCAUAACAUUAUAAUAGAGUAGGUUCCUUGAGCCCACAUUGUCUAUUGGCCUUUCUGUGGUUCAAUCGAUGCAGUAGUUUUCUUAUCUCU
Hibiscus syriacus is the source of this 7184-nucleotide messenger RNA. Its product is annotated as ATP-dependent helicase BRM-like. Gene Ontology annotation, molecular function: protein binding; DNA binding; ATP binding. The record is from RefSeq and is a predicted model, not a curated record. Gene Ontology annotation, cellular component: nucleus. Lineage: Eukaryota; Viridiplantae; Streptophyta; Magnoliopsida; Malvales; Malvaceae. The coding region runs from base 369 to 7010 and encodes 2213 amino acids. The transcript is spliced from 14 exons. Gene Ontology annotation, biological process: positive regulation of transcription by RNA polymerase II.